UGCAGCUGGAAUGGAGGCUUUCCGGACCCUAUAGAAGGCUCUCCUGAGGUCAGCCGAGUGGUUAAUGCGGAAGGUUAAGAAGCUACGCCUGGACAGCAGCGGCACAGGAAGUUGGAGAAGCUUCUCACUGAACUCUGACGGGGCGGAGAGGAUGGCCACUGGGGCCAACCGGGGUGACGCAGUAGAGAUGGAGGACCCGGCCUCCCGCUUCCAGGUCCAGAAGCACUCCUGGGACGGCCUCCGGGGCAUCAUCCACGGCAGCCGCAAGAACUCAGGCCUCAUUGUCAACAAGGCUCCACACGACUUCCAGUUUGUGCAGAAGACUGACGAGUCGGGCCCCCAUUCCCACCGCCUCUACUACCUAGGGAUGCCUUAUGGCAGCCGAGAGAACUCCCUCCUGUACUCUGAGAUUCCCAAAAAGGUCCGGAAAGAGGCUCUGCUGCUCCUGUCUUGGAAGCAGAUGCUGGAUCACUUCCAGGCCACACCACACCAUGGGGUCUACUCCCGGGAGGAGGAGCUCCUGCGAGAGCGGAAACGCCUGGGUGUCUUUGGCAUUACCUCCUAUGACUUCCACAGCGAGAGUGGCCUCUUCCUCUUCCAGGCCAGCAACAGCCUCUUCCAUUGUCGUGACGGUGGCAAAAAUGGCUUCAUGGUAUCCCCCAUGAAACCACUAGAAAUCAAGACCCAGUGCUCUGGGCCCCGGAUGGACCCCAAGAUCUGCCCUGCCGACCCUGCCUUCUUCUCCUUCGUCAACAACAGUGACCUGUGGGUAGCCAACAUUGAGACAGGCGAGGAGCGGCGGCUGACCUUCUGCCACAGAGGUUUAUCCAACGUCCUUGAAGACCCCAAAUCUGCAGGUGUAGCUACUUUUGUCAUCCAGGAAGAAUUUGAUCGCUUUACUGGUUACUGGUGGUGUCCCACGGCCUCCUGGGAGGGUUCAGAAGGCUACAAGACACUGCGAAUCCUAUAUGAGGAGGUCGACGAGUCUGAGGUAGAGAUAAUUCACGUUCCCUCUCCCGCACUAGAAGAAAGGAAGACAGACUCCUACCGAUACCCCAGGACAGGCAGCAAGAAUCCCAAGAUCGCCUUGAAACUGGCUGAAUUUCAGACCGACAGUGAGGGCAAGAUCAUCUUGACUCAGGAAAAGGAGCUGGUGCAGCCCUUCAGCACGCUCUUCCCUAAGGUGGAAUACAUCGCCAGGGCUGGCUGGACGCGGGACGGCAAGUACGCCUGGGCCAUGUUCCUGGACCGGCCCCAGCAGCAACUGCAGCUUGUCCUCCUCCCGCCAGCCCUGUUCAUCCCCACCACCAAGAACGAGGAGCAGCGAGUCGCCUUCGCCAGAGCUGUCCCCAGGAAUGUCCAGCCAUAUGUGGUGUAUGAAGAGGUCACUGACGUGUGGAUCAACGUUCAUGACAUCUUCUAUCCCUUCCCCCAAUCAGAGGGAGAGGACGAGCUCUGCUUCAUCCGUGCCAACGAAUGCAAGACUGGCUUCUGCCACUUAUACAAGGUCACUGCCAUUCUGAAACCCAGUGGCUAUGAUUGGACUGAGCCCUUCAGCCCUGGGGAAGAUGAAUUUAAAUGCCCUAUCAAGGAGGAGGUCGCGCUGACCAGCGGUGAAUGGGAAGUGUUGGCAAGGCAUGGCUCCAAGAUAUGGGUCAAUGAGGAGACGAAGCUGGUGUAUUUCCAAGGUACGAAGGACACACCGCUGGAACACCACCUCUACGUGGUCAGCUAUGAGUCAGCUGGUGAGAUUGUACGCCUCACCACACCGGGCUUCUCCCACAGCUGCUCCAUGAGCCAGAACUUCGACAUGUUCAUCAGCCACUACAGCAGCGUGGGCACUCCGCCCUGUGUGCACGUCUACAAGCUGAGCGGCCCCGACAGCGACCCCCUGCACAAGCAGCCCCGGUUCUGGGCCAGCAUGAUGGAGGCAGCCAGCUGUCCUCCUGAUUAUGUGCCACCGGAAAUCUUCCACUUCCACACACGGUCGGAUGUGCGACUGUAUGGCAUGAUCUACAAGCCUCACUCUGUGCAGCCAGGGAAGAAGCACCCCACCGUCCUCUUUGUGUAUGGAGGCCCCCAGGUGCAGCUGGUGAAUAACUCCUUCAAGGGAAUCAAGUACUUGCGGCUCAACACGCUGGCGUCCCUGGGCUACGCUGUGGUGGUGAUCGACGGCAGGGGCUCGUGCCAGCGGGGGCUUCAGUUUGAAGGGGCCCUGAAAAACCAAAUGGGCCAGGUGGAGAUCGAGGACCAGGUGGAGGGCUUGCAGUUCGUGGCUGAGAAGUACGGCUUCAUAGACCUCAGCCGGGUUGCCAUCCACGGCUGGUCGUACGGAGGCUUCCUCUCGCUCAUGGGGCUGAUCCACAAGCCCCAAGUGUUCAAGGUGGCGAUCGCGGGUGCCCCGGUCACUGUCUGGAUGGCUUACGACACAGGGUACACGGAGCGCUACAUGGACAUCCCGGAGAACAACCAGCUCGGCUACGAGGCCGGCUCCGUGGCCCUGCACGUGGAAAAGCUGCCCAACGAGCCCAACCGCCUGCUCAUCCUGCACGGCUUCCUGGAUGAGAACGUGCACUUUUUCCACACAAACUUCCUCGUCUCCCAGCUGAUCCGAGCAGGAAAACCUUACCAGCUCCAGAUCUACCCCAAUGAGAGACACAGCAUCCGCUGCCCCGAGUCUGGCGAGCACUAUGAAGUCACACUGCUGCACUUUCUACAGGAAUACCUCUGAGCCCCCACCCCACAGCGGGUUGGGCCUGCACAUUCAGAGCACAAGUGGCUUCUGUGCCGCCGCCACCACCAGUGGGGACCAGCCAGGAGUGACCCCCCCACCCUGCUGGAGAGCCCUGCCUUCUCUGCCUGAAUGCCUUUUAUCGUUUUCUUAAUGCUCCCGGGUGUUUUGCCUGCUGCUUCUUGGUUGCCAGGAUGGAGAGAUGAGGCUGGUAUAUCCGUGAGGCCCUCCCUCAAGCCACCCGCUCCUCUCCCUUGGCCGGGAGGAGGAGGCCUCGACUCCGGAACUCUGGAGCAGCCAGGCCAGAAGAGACUCAAGGCGCCGGGCACUUCCACCUCAUGCUCCCCACCAUCUCGGCCCUGGCUGCCCCCCACCCAGCACAGAAGCAUGCCUUGCCUCCCCCACCACCCCACUUCAUAUUUGUGUUUUGUUUUGGGGGUCGUUUUUCAUAAUUAUUUGAAAGAAAAGAAGCAGGGUCUGCUGCCUGGUAUUGGGGUUCAACCCAGCCAGUCCUGUGGGGGGUGUGAGUCGUGCCCUAGAGUCUGUGAACGUCGGGCAUCUCUGCUGGGGAACCCCCUGCCCUUCUUUUCCCUGGUGGGCGGCUGCUGCCCACUCUCUGGCCCAGCCAUCAGGCUCUCCUUUCUGCCUGACCCACACAAAACGGGGUUCUAGGGGUGGAAGUGGAACCAUACCCCCUCAGGGUUGUUCUCCCCUCCCCUUCCUUUCCUCCCUGCCAAGACUUCUGCCAGGCACGGGGGGGGAGAAAACAACCCACCAGAAAAGAACCACCUCUACAUAUUAUGGAAAGAAAAUAUUUUUGUCGAUUCUUAUUCUUUUAUAAUUAUGCGUGUAAGAAGUAGAGUCAUUAAAUGAUUCCAGACGGAAGUGUGGCCCUUGCCUGAAGUUCCUUCUAAGCCCGGGCUGGUGACGGCGCCUCAGGAGGCCAGGAAGGUG
Molecule: messenger RNA, 3685 nt
Organism: Talpa occidentalis (Iberian mole)
Lineage: Eukaryota; Metazoa; Chordata; Mammalia; Eulipotyphla; Talpidae
Gene: DPP9
Product: dipeptidyl peptidase 9
Exons: 21
Coding region: 65-2731 (888 amino acids)
Biological process (GO): proteolysis
Molecular function (GO): serine-type peptidase activity; dipeptidyl-peptidase activity
Source: RefSeq, a predicted model, not a curated record